Soboliphyme baturini is the source of this 657-nucleotide messenger RNA. Lineage: Eukaryota; Metazoa; Nematoda; Enoplea; Dioctophymatida; Soboliphymatidae. The record is from the annotation of a GenBank genome assembly.
AUGGAGUUGAAGUGCCGAUGGGUAAAUUUGGGAGUUCUGAUGGUUAGCUUGUUCUUUGUUUAUUUAUUUUAUCUUGUAUGGAGAGAAGGUGAUCGAAUUAGUCGCGAAGUAACGGUUGACCUGCGAGAGCUGAUCAAAUAUUGCGUUAUUGCGGCAGAAACAGCCUCCACCGCCAUCCGGAAAACGCAUUUAUCUGCAACAGUCUGGCAGCGCGAGAAAGGUAAAACCAGGGAAGGUGCGAACGAGUAUGUCACGAAGGCGGAUCUGAUUUCAAAUCAACUGAUUCAAAAUAUCUUCUCUCGCUUUCCGGGUAUUCAGGUAAUAUCAGAGGAAAAGGAGUCUCUUUCGUCUGAAGAGGUCGCGAGUUAUGAAGAGAAUUAUUACGAACUUUGGCAACGAAUAAGUGGCAUAGUGUCUGGCGUGCCAUCUGUUCAUCAUUCACUGGCUGACAUAAGCGUUUGGGUCGAUCCACUCGAUGCAACACAAGAAUACACAGGUAUUGUCUGUUGUUUCAUUUCGGAUUCAUGUCUCAAGUUUAAAACCGUUUUUUUCACAGGCGACCUUAACCUAAUGGUGGGGGAAGCAUACAACGCAUGGCAAGGCGUGCAGCGCGUGGCAAAGCGUUCUCGGUCGUUGCAGCAUUGGCAACGCGAAUGA